AUGCCCGAGCCGGCCAAGUCCGCGCCCGCCCCGAAGAAGGGCUCCAAGAAGGCGGUGACCAAGGCGCAGAAGAAGGACGGCAAGAAGCGCAAGCGCAGCCGCAAGGAGAGCUACUCGGUCUACGUGUACAAGGUGCUGAAGCAGGUGCACCCCGACACCGGCAUCUCGUCCAAGGCCAUGGGCAUCAUGAACUCCUUCGUCAACGACAUCUUCGAGCGCAUCGCGGGCGAGGCGUCGCGCCUGGCGCAUUACAACAAGCGCUCGACCAUCACGUCGCGGGAGAUCCAGACGGCCGUGCGCCUGCUGCUGCCCGGCGAGCUGGCCAAGCACGCCGUGUCCGAGGGCACCAAGGCCGUCACCAAGUACACCAGCGCCAAGUAAGUGCCUCUGCAGGCACCUCUUUAUCCAAAGGCUCUUUUCAGAGCCACCUAUGUUCUCAGAGAGAGAGCUGGUGCGAAGUCGCGCAACAAUCUUUUGAGAACUUGUCGACCCACUAAGGACAAAAAUAGCCACAUGACCCUGUCAAGGGUCUGGAACUCCUUUAUGGAAGAACGCCCUGAGCUUUACAAUGUCGUUUAGGAAUUCCCUACAUUUAAAAGGGCUCUGCCACCUCUCAGGGUUAAGGAAGGAUGUAAAGGGAAAUGUUAAACUCUACGCGUUAUGUUCAAAUACGCCCAGUCCCCUACCGGGGAUCGUUGGACUGGCGCCCAGGGCCGAGGUUUCGCGGGCGGUUUGAAUCCGCCCCGGGCGCG
This is a messenger RNA of Miniopterus natalensis, 752 nucleotides long. Its product is annotated as histone H2B type 1-K. The record is from RefSeq and is a predicted model, not a curated record. Lineage: Eukaryota; Metazoa; Chordata; Mammalia; Chiroptera; Miniopteridae. Gene Ontology annotation, molecular function: DNA binding; protein heterodimerization activity; structural constituent of chromatin. Gene Ontology annotation, cellular component: nucleosome.